Molecule: messenger RNA, 1656 nt
Organism: Colletotrichum truncatum
Lineage: Eukaryota; Fungi; Ascomycota; Sordariomycetes; Glomerellales; Glomerellaceae
Product: zinc-binding dehydrogenase family superfamily
Molecular function (GO): oxidoreductase activity, acting on NAD(P)H
Source: RefSeq, a predicted model, not a curated record
ACAGCAUCCAACAGAACAACAAGCUUCAGAAACCGACUACUCUCAAACACUUGUCUCCUGACCAAAAAUCAACUUUAUCUCGAAAAGUCCUCAUCAUCCAAAAUGCAAUUCUUCAAGCUUCUUGCUCUCUUCGCCGCCACGGCCGCUGCCGUCCCCGCCCCUGCUCCUGAGCCUCAGGCGUGCACCAAGGCAAUUGAGGACGACGUCGCCAAGUCGGCGGAGGUCUACAAGCGAUGUGGCUAUAACUGGAUCAAGCGCGGCGAGGACGGCCUUGCUGCCCGCCAGGCCUGCACUAAGGCGCUCGAAGAGUCUGUCGCCGAGAUUUCCCAGAAGCACAAGCGAUGUGGAUACAACUGGAUCAAGCGCGACGAGCUCGCCGUUCGCGAGCCCCUACCCCAGGCCUGCACUAAAGUGGCCGACGAGGCCACCGCCGAGGCUGAGACGCUCUACAAGCGAUGCGGUUACAACUGGAUCAAGCGCGGCGAGGAAGGUCUUGCUGCCCGCCAGGCUUGCACGACCGCGGUCGAGGAGGCCGUCGAGAACGCCUCUGAGAAGUUCAAGCGCUGCGGUUACAACUGGAUCAAGCGUACCACUGCUGAUCGAAACUCGCUCACCUUGAUAAUGGCCUCCCAAAACUACGCCGCCUGGCAAGUCGCUGCCAAAGCUCCCAGCCUGGAGGUGAAGGAGGCAGCUUACACCCAACCUGCUGCGUCUGAGAUCCUAAUCCGGAACUAUGCUGUGGCUGUAAACCUCGUCGAACCAGCCCUGCAGACUCGAGGGCCGGACCUCUUCCAGUGGGUGACAUACCCGCAAAUCUUCGGAAAUGACAUUGCUGGCGAGGUUGUGGAGGUGGGACCCGGCGUUAACGCAUUCAAGCCAGGAGACCGCGUAGUAGCCCACGCCCUCAACUUGACCAAUAAUAAGCCUUCUGAGGGGGGUUUCCAGCUGUUCACCAUUGUAUCAGACUUCAUGGCCGCCCUCAUCCCAGAGACCGUCUCGUUUGAGCAGGCGUCUGUCCUCCCGCUGGCCUUGUCGACUGCCUCAUGCGCCCUGUAUCAAGAAGACCAGCUGGCCCUUGACCUUCCUACUGUUCCUGCUCGGCCCAGCACCGGCAAGACCGUCCUCGUCUGGGGUGGCGCAUCAAGUGUUGGAUGCAAUGCCAUCCAACUUGCUGUUGCCUCUGGGUAUGAGGUCAUCACCGUAGCGUCGCCUCAGAACUUUGACCUGCUGAAGAAGUUGGGGGCAGCCAACGUUUUCGACUACCACGCCCCGGAUGUUGUUGAGCAAAUUCUCGGCGUUUUUGCCAACAAGGAAUCUGCCGGAGGGUUGGCCAUUGUGCCUGGCUCCGCCGGUCUUGUUGGAGAAGUCUUGGCUCGCUCAUCCAAGGGUGUCAAGUUCGUCUCCAACAUCUCUGCGCAGCCUGCGGACCUCCCCGAUGGUGUCAAGUCAAACGUCGUCUUUGGAGGUUCUUUGCGUGAGAACGAGGUUGGCCGUGCGGUAUAUGCGGAUUUCCUCGGCAAAGCCCUAGCAGCCGGAUCCUUCACCUGCGCCCCCGAACCUCACGUCGUUGGCAAGGGUCUGGAGAGUCUGCAGACGGCCUUCGAAGCCGUCAGGGAGGGUGUAUCGGCAAAGAAAGUGGUGGUAACCUUAGCUUGA